Olea europaea var. sylvestris is the source of this 1667-nucleotide messenger RNA. RefSeq names its product BTB/POZ and TAZ domain-containing protein 3-like. Bases 262 to 1485 code for a protein of 407 amino acids. The transcript has 6 exons. Gene Ontology annotation, molecular function: protein binding. The record is from RefSeq and is a predicted model, not a curated record. NCBI's taxonomy places the organism in Eukaryota, Viridiplantae, Streptophyta, Magnoliopsida, Lamiales, Oleaceae.
AUUGAAUAUUGAACAUGCAAAUCCCACACGUCAUCCUCUGAAAGACGAACAAAAAUACAAGAGAAAACCAUUUCACACCCACUGGUUCACCGCCUUCACACUAAUCAGAACACCUCUGUGUCUCCCUCUCUAGAAUUUUCUUUUUCUUUUUCCUUUUCUUUCAAGAAUGUCUACAUAGAAUCACAGUCCAAUAAUCCGAUAUUCUCUGUUGUUCGGGCUCUUGCUGGACGUGUCACUCAUUACAUAUAUAAAAUAGGUGUUAUGGCUUAUAUGGAUCUUGAUACUCCCUGGUCAUCAUCUCUUAUGGAGUCUUUUGAUCGAUCUUUCAACAUACACAUAGGGGAAGGAAAUUUGGCAGAGACUUUGGAUUUUGUUGAGAUUCCAAAUUCUUCGACAGCUUAUAAUCAUGAUAUUCCUAAACCUCCUCCGCCCCCAAGUAAAGUUUGUACAAAAAUGAUAAAGCAUAAAGGACUAGCAGAUUCUUCUUGUGUUCCAAAGGAAACAAAAGAUGCAUGGGACAAGCUCUUCAAACAGGGAUAUGGAGCAGAUGUACAUAUUAUUACAGAGGAUGGGUUGAUUAUUGCAGCUCAUCAUGUCAUUCUGGGCAUUGCAUCGCCUAUACUUGGGAACCUCCUGCAGAAACUGAAAGUUAAGAAUGGUAUCAGAUAUUUAAAGAUUCCUGGGGUACCUUAUGAUGGUCUUUGCACGUUUGUCCGUUACCUCUAUUCAUCUUGCUAUGAAGAAUACGAGAUGAAGAAAUAUGUUCUCCAUUUACUGGUUUUGUCACAUACGUACAUGGUACCAUCUCUUAAAAGAGUUUGUAUACACCACCUGGAACAGGGUUGGCUUAACAAAGAAAAUGUUAUAGAUAUGCUACAAUUAGCUAGGAAUUGUGAUGCACCACGGCUUGUUUUGGUUUGCCUGCGUUUGAUAAUAAGGGACUUCAAAUCCAUAUCGUCGACGGAAGGAUGGAAAGUAAUGAAGCGUGCUAAUCCGGCUCUUGAACAAGAACUCUUAGAAUCGGUGGUUGAAGCGGAUACAAGAAAACAAGAGAGAUUGAAGAAGAUUGAAGAGAGAAAGGUGUAUCUGCAACUGCACGAGGCAAUGGAGGCUCUGCUCCACAUUUGCAGAGAUGGAUGCAGGACUAUCGGGCCACGUGACAAAGUGCUGAAAGGAAAUGAGGUCAUCUGCAAUUUUCAAGCUUGCAAGGGACUUGAGACUCUAAUCCGCCAUUUCUCGGGUUGUAAGACUAAAGUUCCUGGUGGAUGUAUACACUGCAAGCGCAUGUGGCAGCUUCUCGAAUUGCAUUCACGCACGUGCAAUGAGCCCGAUUAUUGCAAGGUUCCUCUUUGUAGACAUUUCAAGGAGAAAAUGCAGCGACAAAACAAGAAAGACGAGGCAAGGUGGAAACUUUUGGUAAGCAAAGUGAUAGCAACAAAGAAUGCUCUUGGACCAUUCUCAUCCCGCCAAUCAAGUUUUUUAUGACUAGAAUGGAGUAUGGCCUAUAUUUUAGCGGCCUUGAUCGAAUCUAAAAACUGGAACGCAAAUAGAAUAAAGGGAAGUGUAUAUAGAAGUGGAUGUAGAGAAUAAAUAACGUAACACUGACAGUGUUGAAUUAUGGAUGUAUGAGUUAUAUUGUUUACUUAAAUGUAGUUCAUAUAGAAAGA